Molecule: messenger RNA, 5788 nt
Organism: Melopsittacus undulatus (budgerigar)
Lineage: Eukaryota; Metazoa; Chordata; Aves; Psittaciformes; Psittaculidae
Gene: EIF4G2
Product: eukaryotic translation initiation factor 4 gamma 2
Exons: 22
Coding region: 1-2856 (951 amino acids)
Cellular component (GO): eukaryotic translation initiation factor 4F complex
Molecular function (GO): protein binding; translation initiation factor activity; mRNA binding
Source: RefSeq, a predicted model, not a curated record
AUGUUGAAAGCCGUCCCUCGUGCCAGAGCGGCGGUUUCCGGCAGGUUUUCCGAGGAGGUGGCUGUGCUCCGUAUAGAGUUUUGUUUUUCCCCACCCCGUCAAUUUAAUUUUAUUCUUUUGAAGAUUCUUCGUUGUCAAGCCGCCAAAGUGGAGAGUGCGAUUGCAGAAGGGGGUGCUUCUCGUUUCAGUGCUUCUUCAGGCGGAGGAGGUGGUAGGGGUGCACCUCAGCACUAUCCCAAGACUGCCAGCAACAGCGAGUUCCUGGGGAAAACCCCAGGGCAAAACGCUCAGAAAUGGAUUCCUUCACGAAGCACUAGACGAGAUGACGACUCCGCAAACGAUAAAGAACGACAUGAUGCAAUCUUCAGGAAAGUAAGAGGCAUACUAAAUAAGCUUACUCCUGAAAAGUUUGACAAGCUAUGCCUUGAGCUCCUCAAUGUGGGUGUAGAAUCUAAGCUCAUCCUAAAAGGGGUCAUACUGCUGAUCGUAGACAAAGCCCUUGAAGAGCCCAAGUAUAGUUCACUGUAUGCUCAACUAUGUCUGCGGCUGGCAGAAGAUGCACCCAACUUUGAUGGCCCAUCAGCAGAGAGUCAUCCAGGACAGAAGCAAAGCACAACAUUCAGACGCCUCCUAAUAUCUAAACUUCAAGAUGAAUUUGAAAACCGAACCAGAAAUGUUGAUAUCUAUGAUAAGCAUGAUGGUCCCCUCCUCCCUGAGGAGGAGGAACAGAGAGCCAUUGCCAAGAUUAAGAUGCUGGGGAACAUCAAAUUCAUUGGAGAACUUGGCAAGCUUGAUCUUAUUCAUGAAUCUAUCCUUCAUAAGUGCAUCAAAACACUUUUGGAAAAGAAGAAGAGAGUCCAACUCAAAGAUAUGGGGGAGGAUUUGGAGUGCCUCUGUCAGAUAAUGAGGACAGUGGGACCUAGAUUAGACCAUGCAAAAGCCAAGUCCUUAAUGGAUCAGUACUUUGCCCGUAUGCGCUCCUUGAUGUCAAGUAAGGAAUUGCCAGCAAGGAUUCGUUUCCUGCUGCAGGAUACUGUGGAGUUGAGAGAACACAACUGGGUUCCUCGCAAAGCUUUUCUUGACAAUGGACCAAAGACUAUCAAUCAAAUCCGUCAAGAUGCAGUAAAAGAUCUGGGAGUUUUUAUUCCUGCUCCUAUGUCUCAAGGGAUGAGAGGCGACUUCUUUCUGGAGGGACCCUUUAUGCCACCCAGGAUGAAACUUGACAGGGACCCACUUGGAGGGCUUGCUGAUAUGUUUGGACAAAUGCCAGGUAGUGGAAUUGGUACUGGUCCAGGGGUUAUUCAGGAUAGAUUUUCACCCACCAUGGGACGCCAUCGUUCCAACCAACUUUUCAAUGGCCAUGGGGGUCACCUCAUGCCUUCUGUUCAAUCCCAGUUUGGAGAUCUAGGCAAAUCUUUUCUGAAAAAUCAGGGGCAAAGCCAGCUCUACCAUAACCAGAAUCAGGGACUCUUAUCCCAGCAACAAGGACAGUCGAAGGAUAUGCCACCUCGGUUUUCUAAGAAAGGACAGCUUAAUGCAGAUGAGAUUAGCCUGAGACCUGCUCAGUCUUUUCUAAUGAAUAAAAGCCAAGUGCCAAAGCUUCAGCCCCAGAUAACUAUGAUUCCUCCCAGUGCUCAACCACCACGCACUCAGACACCACCUUUGGGACAGCCUCCUCAGCUUGGUCUUAAAACAAAUCCCCCACUUAUACAAGAAAAGCCCGCAAAGACCACAAAGAAACCACCUCCUUCUAAAGAAGAGCUACUUAAACAAACUGAAGCUGUUGUGACUGAGUAUCUGAACAAUGGAAAUGCUAACGAUGCUGUCAGUACUGUGAGAGAAAUGAGGGCUCCAAAACACUUCAUUCCUGAGAUGUUGAGCAAAGUAAUUAUUCAGUCCCUAGAUAGGUCAGAUGAAGACAAAGAGAAAGCAAGUACACUGAUCAGCUUGCUCAAGCAGGAGGGAAUAGCCACAAGUGACAACUUCAUGCAGGCAUUCCUGAAUGUAUUGGACCAGUGCCCCAAACUGGAGGUGGACAUCCCAUUGGUGAAAUCCUACUUAGCACAGUUUGCAGCCCGUGCCAUUAUUUCAGAACUGGUGAGCAUUUCCGAACUGGCUCAACCACUGGAAAGUGGCACCCAUUUCCCUCUCUUCUUGCUUUGCCUUCAGCAGUUAGCUAAGUUACAAGAUCGUGAAUGGCUAACGGAAUUGUUCCAACAAAGCAAAGUGAACAUGCAGAAAAUGUUACCAGAAAUUGACCAGAACAAGGACCGCAUGCUGGAGAUCUUGGAAGGGAAGGGGCUUAGUUUCUUGUUCCCGCUUCUGAAACUGGAGAAGGAACUGCUAAAGCAAAUAAAAUCGGAUCCAUCCCCUCAAGCCAUCUAUAAGUGGAUUAAAGAUAACAUUUCACCCAAACUUCAUGUAGAUAAGGGAUUUGUGAAUAUAUUGAUGACCAGUUUCUUGCAGUAUAUUUCUAGUGAAGUAAACCCACCUAGUGACGAAUCGGAUUCUUCAUCUGCUCCAUCUAAAGAGCAGCUAGAGCAGGAAAAACAGCUGCUUCUUUCCUUCAAGCCAGUAAUGCAGAAGUUUCUUCAUGACCAUGUUGAUCUGCAAGUGAGUGCUUUGUAUGCGCUCCAGGUGCACUGCUACAACAAUAACUUUCCAAAAGGCAUGUUAUUACGCUUCUUUGUUCAUUUCUAUGACAUGGAGAUCAUUGAAGAAGAAGCCUUCUUGGCAUGGAAAGAAGAUAUCACUCAAGAGUUUCCAGGGAAAGGCAAAGCUUUAUUCCAGGUAAACCAAUGGUUAACCUGGUUGGAAACUGCUGAAGAAGAAGAAUCUGAAGAAGAAGCUGACUAAAGAACCAGCCAAAGCCUUAAAUUGUGCAAACAUACUGUUGCUAUGAUGUAACUGCAUUUGACCUAACCACUGCGAAAAUUCAUUCCGCUGUAAUGUUUCACAAUAUUUAAAGCAGAAGUAUGUCAAUAGGAUAUUCUCUGCAAAAGGUUUUUGUAGUAUGUCUUAAUAGUCUACAAUAAAAAUAUUUUAGAGUAUCUUUAAUAUUUAGGUAACAGUGUAUUAGCAGCAUGCAAUAAUUACAUCAUAAGUUCUCGAGCAGAAGCAGUCUGUUGCAAGGAUCUUCUUUGCUGCCAGUUAUCAUAGGCUGUUUUUAAGUUAGAAAACUGAAUAGCAACACUGAAUACUGUAGAAAUGCACUUUGCUCAGUGUAAUACUUGAGUUGUUGCAAUAUUUGAUUAUCCAUUUGGUUGUUACAGAGAAUCCUUAACUGUAAUCGAUGGUUGUUGCCGUAAUAGUAUAUUGCCUGUAUUUCUACCUCUAGUAAUGGGCUUUAUGUGCUAGGUUUUAAUAUCCUUGAGCCUGGGCAAGUGCACAAGUCUUCUAAAAAGAAACCUUUUACUUGCACAGAACUGAUCAGCUGAAAAGAUGGUUUAAUGCCCUUCGGAAGAGGUUUUCAUGGGUGUGAAACAUGACAUGGUGAGAAAUUUGAAUUGGCCCUUCUGUAGUACUGAAAUUAAAUCUACUUAAUUUAUCGAGACAUGUUCAUGCCCUGAUUUUAUAUACUUGUAUCUAUCAAUAAACAUUGUGAUACUUGACCUGUUUCUGAAUGUCUCCCAGUAGAAAACCCUUGACUGGCAACCAGAUUACUUAUGGAGGGACACAACAGUGGGAGUCAACUUAGACUGGGACUAUCUUAAGAUUCUAUAACAGUUGUCUGAAUAUGCAAAUGAAAAGGUCACAGACAAGUUCAGACAUUACAGAUUGGUUGUGAAAGGAGGAAAAUUUAAGAACUUCUGCAGAACGUGGUAGGACUUUGCCUUGUGGUCCAGUGUAUGCUUUAUCAGUGAGUAUGUGCUUUUUAACUUCCUAAUGCUUUGAACUUUCCCUGGGGUAGAUUGAUAUUUUUUAAUCAAGUGACAUUGACUAUUAGCUGUUUCUCAAAUUGGCAAAAAAAUGCAGAAGAGUUCAAUGUUGCAUUGUAUGGGCUUAAAGUCAUCUAUUAAAUACUCCAAAGUACCUUACUUCCUAGAACUUUGUCCCUAGUGAACUUUUUCCUGAUUGAUACUCAGACUAAGUAUUGAAAAAUUCUGUAUUUGUAAUAGCAAAACAGUAGGGUCUCCUUGACUGAAACUUGGUGUUGCCAGUGGUGAAAAUGCUUCAGCCCAAAGACUGUCCUCUGCAUCAUGGGAGAUGGAGGAAGUACGAGAAAACAGAAAUCAUAAAGGGGCUUGCUUUGAGGGGAGGGAUUGUGUGCAUCUAUAUACCUUAAAGUGCUAUGACAGGGGAGUAGAUCUGGUUCUCCAAUUCUGCUGACAGUUGAGUAUGAAAGGCUGUCUUCCUAACUAUAAUUAUGAAGUAGUGGCCUCUUGGAUGUUCAGUUCCUUUAGGGAAUUUCUUCAGAUGCCUCUGUAAUUUGCUUUACAAUGUGUAGCCCAGUAAAUCAAGGUACUGUGCUUCUGUAAUCCCGAUUACAUUUGUGUAGGAUAUUGAACUUCUUGAAUUGCUGACAAAAAUUGUGACACUGAAACACUAUUUCAGAAGUAUGGUGUAUUUAGCAGUCCUUGUGGACUCUAGCUCAAUGGAGAGAAAGGAAAGCACUAACUACAGUUAGCUUGAGGUCAGGAGCUGGCUGCCUCUGAAUGGUAUUGUUGCUUCUAGUUGUGUUGCAGAGUAAUCUUGAUUUUUAUGAAAGUAUUUCCUGUCUGUAGAACAACAGAUUUGAUGGUAUAUCUACAGGGCUGCAGGGUUUACUGCUAAUUUCAUGUCCAUUCUUGGGAGACAAAUAUGCUUCUCAAGUGGAUGUCCUUGAUACUAAUGUUUUGCAAUUAAAUGCACUUUAUUGGAUUGGAAGAAAAUAAGUAAAGUUUCAGGGUUUCAUUUACUCUGAAUUCUAAGUGCUGCUGUUUCAGAAUUGCAGUUUUGAGUGUAGUGACAUGCAGUAUUGUUGCAGUAACAGGGCUGUGUUUCUCUUAAGUCUGCUAGUUUCAUUGGGGUUUAAUCUCUGCUGUGUGCCACUACUACCUUUUGUGUGCUUCAGCUACAGGUUGUUAGAUAAACAAUGUACUUCAUUCCCAUGUUCUGGGGGAAUGAAGCUGAAGAUGGGAAAGUACCACAAGUCACAAACAGUCCUAACCGGUAAUUUCCAACUAAAUUUAAUGUAGAGGUGAGAGAAGAGGGUAAUAGUAAAACAAGGAUGUGCAAGUAAAACAAUUUUUAGUCAAAACAUAUGGGAGUAGAGCCACAUCCUGCAACUAGUUUUUUGCCAAAGCCUUGUAUUCUUGCCCAGUCUAAAAUGUAAUUACUACUGUCAUAGGCACUUCUGUACAGAGGCUUUGCUGCUUGGCUUGUUUGUAACUAACUCUGAAAACUGUAGGAUAGAACCAUGAACAAAAACGUGGACUAGCCCAAUGGCAGCAGAAAAGCCACUGAACUGUAGAACUACUCUCCAUGAGACACUUCUGCAAAAUCUACAUGCAAAUAGUAUAAACAUCUGGUUUUAUAAAACUGGUAUAAGAAAGGCUUUUGUAACUGCAGUGAUAAAUAACAAUGGUAUUUCAUAGAUAGGGAAGGGGAGCAGCUUAACGUGAUUGUUAACUAUUAUGUUUUCAAUGGUUGACUGCAGUGCUUGUAAGUCAGUGUGGAAAAGGAUGGGUAUCCAGUUGGUCUGACUUACAUGUAGCUUUUAACUAUAAGUUGCAUUGUACUUUAAAUAUAGAGUGUGCUCAAAUAGUAAAGUCACAGUCAAAAUUAAAUCAAUAGAACUGAUCAAUGA